Molecule: messenger RNA, 951 nt
Organism: Hibiscus syriacus
Lineage: Eukaryota; Viridiplantae; Streptophyta; Magnoliopsida; Malvales; Malvaceae
Product: dehydration-responsive element-binding protein 2A-like
Exons: 2
Coding region: 162-881 (239 amino acids)
Biological process (GO): positive regulation of DNA-templated transcription; response to stress
Cellular component (GO): nucleus
Molecular function (GO): transcription cis-regulatory region binding; DNA-binding transcription factor activity
Source: RefSeq, a predicted model, not a curated record
GGAAGGAAAGGAAAAACAGAGUUCUUGGCAAAAAAAAAAAAAUUAACACUUUCUCACAGGUUCGAAGACCACUAGAGAGAGAAAAAAGCACAAUUAGGUCUUGUUGAUACCUCCGGUUCUGUUCUUCACACAGAUUUCCAUAGUUCUGAAGAAACUAAAAUAUGGGUAUUUGUGAGAAUCGAAAUCCAAAUGUGGGUACUCCUCCGUUGACGGAUUCUUGUAGAAAAAGGAAGAGGAGAGAUGGUUUAUCAGUUGCCGAUACUCUGAAACAAUGGAGUGAAAAUGGGGAGACAAAACGAGCGCUCAAGGCCCCAGCAAAGGGCUCCAGAAAGGGGUGUAUGAAAGGCAAAGGAGGCCCUCAGAACCAAGCUUGUAUCUACAGAGGCGUCAGGCAAAGGACUUGGGGUAAAUGGGUGGCUGAAAUUCGAGCCCCUAAUAAAGGGAAACGACUCUGGCUCGGUACUUUCCCCACCGCCUUGGAAGCUGCUUUAGCCUACGAUCAAGCCGCCGUGACCAUGUAUGGCGAUAAAGCCAUCUUAAAUAAUCCCCGUGCUUCGGCUACGAGUUCGGAGGCUACGUCGGAUACUCGUGCCAACUCCGACUCGAGUUGCUCUGAAAUCUACGAUGGAAAUGUGGGCGGCGAUGCGAUGGAUAAUACGACUACGAUCGGUGAUGCGAGCAACGGUGAAGACAAAGCGAAAGAGGAGGUGAAAAUAACAGCGGAUGAGUCCAUGGAAGAGAUGGAUUAUGGUUGGCUUAAUGGAUCGGAGUUUAUGGAUGAUGUCUCGCUGAAUGACUUAGGGAAUAGUGUGUGGGGUGGACGACCGUUUUUUAGCGAGGACGAGUGUUUUGAUAUAAAUGAGCUUCUGGUUGACUUGUAGAUUGACAUUCUUUUUAUACGUAUUUUUAUACGUUCUAAUGAAUCAUAUAUAACAAUUGCAGUUAUAACAA